Molecule: messenger RNA, 1581 nt
Organism: Uloborus diversus
Lineage: Eukaryota; Metazoa; Arthropoda; Arachnida; Araneae; Uloboridae
Product: hepatic sodium/bile acid cotransporter-like
Exons: 3
Coding region: 68-1432 (454 amino acids)
Cellular component (GO): membrane
Source: RefSeq, a predicted model, not a curated record
GUUUACGCUGUGCGAUUGUCCUAUUUCCGACGCAAAUUUUGCUGGACAUCUUUUUCUGGACAUAAACAUGUGUCCAGUAGUUCUUCUAGCUCUGCUAUUUAGCUUCUUAUUGCUACUAUUGGAGUUAACUGCUGCUAUCAAUGUCACCUUUUAUCCUGCUGCUGUCAAAAAACUCAUGGAAGAUGAAGAGCAACGCAUUUAUUUUUCAAUCAACUCGGAGAAAUCAGACUCUCACCCUGAUGAGAGAUUUUAUAAAGCUAUUUCAUAUAAUCCAGAUAUAGCUUCUGUGACUAAUGAAACUUAUUUUAAUACGAAAAGUAGCAAUGGAACUUUUACUGUACGAGGGAAUUUUCUUGGUAAAACUGAGAUAUUUUUGCAAAAAGUUGUUAAUGGUACUGCGAAAGAUAACCCGAAAGACAGCUCGAAUUCCUUAAAAGUCAGUGUAGUGCGUCGUGUUAAAGCUAUAUCACAUGCAUUUACAGCAUCUGUAGCUAUUCUUGUAUCUUUAAAUUACAUAAACAUGGGCUGCGCUUUGGAUUUGUGUGUUGUACAAUCUGUUCUUCGUAAACCUAUUGCACCCGCAAUUGGAUUUAUUUCUCAAUAUGCUGCAAUGCCUCUGGUUGCCUAUGGUCUUGCAAGGUUGCUCUUUGAUGAUGUAAUUUUACAGCUGGGGUUGUUCACAUUUGGCUGCAGUCCAGGUGGAGGUGCUAGUAAUAUGUGGACUGUUCUUCUGAAUGGCAAUCUAAAUUUAAGUUUGACUAUGACAUUUAUUAGUAAUCUGGCUGCUCUUGGUAUGAUGCCUCUUUGGUUAUUCACAUUGGGACGUAGUUUAUUUUCUGAAAUCGCUACCGAAGUGCCUGUGAAAAAUAUUUUGCUAUCUCUAGUUUCAAUGCUUAUCCCACUUGGAAUUGGAUUAUGCUUUCAAAAGUGGCUACCAAGAGUUGCGAGAUUCUGUCGUCAUAUACUUGCUCCUGUUUCCGUCUUCAUGAUACUGUUCAUCAUAGCCUUUGGCACCUAUGCCAACCUCUACAUGUUCAAACUCUUCACUUGGAGGAUAGUAGUUGCUGCGAGUGCCAACGUUUGGCUCGGUUUUCUCUUCGGAACCAUCAUCUCCAAAGCAUUUGACCUCUCACUUCCUGACAUCAUCACGGUUGCGGUUGAAACCGGAGUCCAGAAUACCGGAAUAGCCAUCGUGUUGCUCGGAUUUUCACUGGGGCAACCGGAGGCGGACCUUGCCGCGGUUGUUCCUGUUGCGGCUUCUAUCAUGACCCCAUUCCCUCUCCUUUGUGUUUAUUUAUUUCUAAGGGUCAGGAAUUUAUAUUUUCCUACCAUACAAGAAUCGCGUUUAUACGUUAUGGAUGAUGAGGAGGAGAAGAAAACUCUUCCAUCAUUAGAUAGUUCGAGUUCUGUGAUGUCUUCUAAAGUUUUGUGAUUGCAGAUAAAUUGAAGGCUAUUUCUGACUUAUAGGUUUAGAAAUUAUUUUUUUUAGCGAGCUAUAUUUGAGAGACGAAUUUCUCGUGGAAAGGUAAAAAAAGCAUUGUAUAUGCGUAGUGAGAUAAAUAACAGAAGUUGAAAGCUAUU